This is a messenger RNA of Diaporthe batatas, 1641 nucleotides long. RefSeq lists its product as uncharacterized. Gene Ontology annotation, molecular function: protein binding. Lineage: Eukaryota; Fungi; Ascomycota; Sordariomycetes; Diaporthales; Diaporthaceae. The coding region runs from base 1 to 1641 and encodes 546 amino acids. The transcript has 2 exons. The record is from RefSeq and is a predicted model, not a curated record.
AUGGAUCCUCCACACAUCACCGAAUUCGCGUCCAAGCGCUACUUCGAGAAGAUAAACCAGCUUCCCAAGGACCACCAGCCAGCCCAACAGCACUAUAGUGACGGCACCGUCGUCGAAACGUCCUCGUCCAGGUUCAUUCUCCCAAUCCGAGGAGCCGAGCAAGGUUACGACCCGCAGGCAAGGCAUGUGGACCAUAUCAAACAGGAGAAGGAAAGAGAGAAGGAGAGGCGGAGUCUAUUUGGGUUUGGACGAUUACGAUCUUCGAAGCCAGCCGCCUCUGCGCCCGAAGUGCCGGCCCCAACGUUCAGACGCCAGUCGAUAGUGACCGAGGUUUCACCAAGCUCUGUAGCAGAUGGCGCUGCCACCCGGCCUAGGAGUCUACCCUUCGAACACCUCUUCCUGAAUCUGCCGACCGAGUUGCAGAUUCAAAUCAUCUCCUAUCUCCCCUUGUCAGAUAUCCUCAAUCUGCGCAGGGCAUCAAAGUCAUGGCACAGCAUGGUCACUCUGAAUGAGUAUCCCAUCGUCCGGCGCCAGCUCGAGCAUGAGAUACCUGCCUAUGCAAAGCGACUCUACCCCAUCUCGGGUCCCUCUGACUACAACCUCCACUAUCUGUGCGGCUUGUGGCAUCGGCUACAUGUUGCGGCUAAAUUAUCGGGGCUAAUGUGCGACUGGUGCACCAAGGAAAUCUUCUUGAAGACAACCAAGGACCAAAUAGCAUCCUUCGCGUCUCAAAGAGAAAGGAUGUACCGACGACUCAUACCAUUACUUUUUACCAUCUUCCACUUCUUUGAGAAUUACCGCAAACUACACCUACAAUACGUCCAGGAACACGGCCACGGUGUCGAACGGACUCCCUACACCCUUAACCCGAUCGAAGUCCAAAUCAUGAAUAUGUACGACGAUCGGACACUAUUACAAGUCCACCAGGUCUUCCCGCUUGUCGUGGCUUCCUUUUGUAGGCGCUUGCGGCCGCCAUCGUACGUCGGUCGUGUGGAACGGACAGUAAGGGGUUAUCUUAGGGAGAAACCAGCCGACGAAGUUCACACGGCGGUGCUAUGUCUGGGCGGCCUGAGGCAGGUGUUGAGGCUAUGGGAAGUCCGCGGCUACAACACGCGGAGAGGAGCUGUGGACACGUGGUACAGCGCCAUCCAGGACGCCAAAGAGCCACCGAGGAGCCCCGAGGUCAGCAAAGAGACGAAAUCAAGGCGCGGGAUAAUGGGCUUGGGACGGAGGAAGUCCACCUGGCAGGUACGAGAUGCCGCGAGGUCGCAGGCCGACGACGUUCCGGAACUGCCCAACCGCGGAUCGCUGGACCACGCGGGGACAAGGAGAUCGACGGCGACGCAGCCGAGCCUUGUCUUCCACACAAGUCUUGCGGCAGGGAUGCCGAUGGACUGGCUCGAGCAGGAUCAGUACAGGCUGCUCCUUCCAGACCUACCCGUGCUACAGAAACUGUGGCUGUCGACCGCCGAGGCCAUGAUUCUGGACCGUAAGAUCGUCGAGAGAUCUGUGGACAUCAAGCGCAACGCCCAGGUGAUGCUGGACCUGAUCAAGGAAGACGGCGGCGAGGGCGAGGACUUCUGGUGGUAUGAGAAUAUUCAGCCGCCCAAGGAGGCCAUUGAGGAAGACACUCUCGAAUGA